CUUGCUUGCCAAAAAUUUCCACCACAAUCAUUUACCGCACCUUAUCCACCAACUCUUUCUUCCACCUUCUGCUCGCGAUCUCCAACACUGUCAGCGUGCACACAACCUCAGCAGCUGUUCUUCUUUCUCUUUCCUCCGUUCUCCACUUCGAAUAGUUUCUUCCCUAAUUCCUUCCUAAUUACUCACCAAAAGUACAAGUAUGCUGCCCCUUCCAGCAUUGAUGAACGGCUCAACUGAAGCGGAAUCCAUAGAUCUGUACGAGAUUCUUGGAAUAGAAUCGAGUGCUACAAAAGCUGAAAUCAAGAAGGCCUAUCAUAAAGCCGCUCUCUCAUCUCACCCCGACAAGGUUCCGGAACACGAAAGGGAAGAUGCUGAAAAUCGCUUCAAGGAUGUUUCUCAGGCUUACGAGAUUUUAUCUGAUGAUGAAAAACGCGCCCGUUACGACCGUUUUGGAAUGGCAGAUUUUACUCCAGGUGGAGGUAUGGGAGGGGAUGUUGAUCUCGAGGAAAUGUUAAGUCACGUGUUUGGAAUGAGCGGAAUGGGUGGAAUGGGAGGUUUCCCAGGUAUGGGUCCAAUGCCUAGGGGAGCAGGUGGAAGAAAGCAAAAAGGCAAAGACGUGGUGCAACAGUACGAAGUGAGCCUGGAGGAACUGUACAAAGGCAAGACUGUCAAGCUGGCUAGUACUAGAAGUAUUCUGUGCUCUCUCUGUAAAGGGUCUGGUGGAAAAGACAAAGCCAAGGCUAAAAAAUGCGCAACUUGUUCUGGCCGCGGUUGGAACCAGAAUCUUCGCCAAGUCGGUCGUGGUAUCGUCACCCAAGAAAAUGUAAUUUGUGUAUCAUGCAAAGGAAGCGGAGAUGUUUUUCGAGAAAAGGAUCGCUGCAAGAAAUGCAAAGGGAAUUGCGUGGUUGAGGAAAGGAAGGUUCUGGAAAUAUACAUUCCUCGUGGUUCUAAGGAGGGCGACAAGAUUGUUCUACAAGGUGAAGCAGAUGAAGCCCCAGACCACGAAACUGGUAACAUCAUAUUCCUCUUGGAAGAGAAAGAUCACGACGUAUUCUCGCGCGCUGGGGCUGACCUCACGGCACCAUUGCGUGUUUCCUUGGCUGAGGCUUUGACUGGAUUCUCUCGAGUCGCUCUGAAACAUCUUGACGGGAGAGGAAUUCGGAUCACUCAUUCCAAGGGAAAGAUUCUUAGGCCAGGCCAAGUUCUCAAGGUUGAAGGCGAAGGGAUGCCUCAUAAGAAGGGAGAUGGCAAAGGAGAUCUCUUUCUUAUUGUUGACAUUGAGUUUCCCGAAGAUGGUUGGGCUCCAGACGUCAGUGGUAUCAGAAAGGUUCUACCCGAAUGGACCGGUGUGGAAGUACAAGCAGAGCAAGUGGACGAUGUGACGUUUGAUCCAAACGGUGAUAUCGACGAUUUUGGCAACUCGGAUGAAGCUGGAGGGGGGGGCUGGGUUGAUGAAGAUGAUGAGGAUGGUGAUAGCAGUCGGCAAUGCGCUCAGCAAUAGAUCAGCAGAACCCCUACCAAGGAGAGGAGCAGCAAGGUUAUAGAAGGCGGCGUUUUACGAGCUUGCCUAAAGGGAGUUUCGACGAUUCUUAUAUCUUAUUACAUUUCUAUCGCCCCUCUCUGCUUUUGUAUCUCUUAUUCCUCUUUACUUUUUAGCAUUAAGGUUUUUCCAGGUUUGCUGUUAGCUGGUGGAAUCUGUCAUGCCAGACUGGUGAACUCUCUUACGGUAUUCGUUCACGGCAUAAAAAAAUUGAUAACGUUGGUGUAAA
This is a messenger RNA of Tuber melanosporum (Perigord truffle), 1769 nucleotides long. RefSeq lists its product as uncharacterized. Gene Ontology annotation, molecular function: ATP binding; Hsp70 protein binding. The record is from RefSeq and is a predicted model, not a curated record. Bases 200 to 1501 code for a protein of 433 amino acids. Gene Ontology annotation, biological process: protein refolding; response to heat. Gene Ontology annotation, cellular component: cytoplasm. The transcript has 6 exons. NCBI's taxonomy places the organism in Eukaryota, Fungi, Ascomycota, Pezizomycetes, Pezizales, Tuberaceae.